GUUGGGUAAUGCCUGCAGCUCCCUCUGCCUCGUUCAUCUCUGUCUGCAGCUCUGUGUCCAGCAGGGCCAAGAAGGGCGUUGGCACCUCCGGGCAGCGGAAGGUCCAGAGAGAGGUCGGGGACCGGGGCUGCUCGGUGCGUCCUGGGCUUGUCCCCGUCUCUCCCUGGCUGGUGACUCGCACUCUCCUGGAGUUGGUUCUCGCAGCCUGAGGCCAUCGUGAGGUAGGGGACACUAAGGGUUAUUUUGGGGAGGCAGAUAUUUUGGGCCGAAGAGGAGAACGGGCUCCAGGCACCGAGAAGUGAAUCCCUCAUUCCCAAGGACGGUGGGUGUCCCAGUCCCACCCAGUGGAACUCAGCGCCUGGCCCCACCUGCUCUCAGCAUUCUGAAUGUGCCCAGGAGGGGGCUGCCCUGCCCACCCACCUCCUCUGUAGGAGAGAUAAACGGGCUCCCAGAGAUGCCAGGGAAGAGGCAGAGAGACCGGGGGCACGGAUGCUGUGGCUGCUGCUCCUGACCCUCCCCUGCUUGGGGGGCUCCGUGCCCAGGAACCGAGAGCCCGGUGCGGGGCGUGAGCUGGUGGGCAUCAUCGGGGGCUGCGAUGUCUCGGCCAGGAGGUACCCCUGGCAGGUCAGCCUGAGGUUCUACAGCAUGAAGGGUCUGUGGGAGCACAUCUGCGGGGGCUCCCUCAUCCACCCAGAGUGGGUGCUGACCGCCGCCCACUGCCUUGGGCCGGAGGAGUUGGAGGCCUGUGAGUUUAGGGUGCAGGUCGGGCAGCUGAGGCUCUAUGAGGAUGACCAGCCGACGAAGGUGGUUGAGAUCGUCCGUCACCCCCUGUACAAUGAGAGCCUGUCUGCCCAGGGCGGUGCGGACAUCGCCCUGCUGAAGCUGGAGGCCCCAGUGCCGCUGUCUGAGCUCGUCCACCCAGUCUUGCUCCCUCCUGCCUCCCUGGACGUGCCCUCGGGGAAGACCUGCUGGGUGACCGGCUGGGGUGACAUUGGACGUGGAGAACCACUGCCCUGGCCCCUCAGCUUGCGGGAGGUGAGGGUGAAGGUCAGGAGCAACGUCCUCUGUAACCAGAUCUAUUGCCACCGCUUUCCUUCCAACCACACUGAGCCGUCUGAGCAGCUCAUCAAGGACGACAUGCUGUGUGCCGGGGAUGGGAACCACGGCUCCUGCCUGGGUGACACCGGGGGCCCCCUCGUGUGCAGGUGGAACUGCACCUGGGUCCAGGUGGGAGUGGUGAGCUGGGGCACCUUCUGCGGUCACGGCGACGUCCCCAGCGUGUACACCCGCGUGAUGAGCUAUAUGUCCUGGAUCCACCAGCACGUCCCUCCCUUCCCUGGGGCUGCAGGGGUGUUCACCUGACGGAGGAGACCCCACCCUCCUUGUGGAUGCCCUCCGCCCCUCCCCCGUUCCAGCCUCACUAUCCUGGUACCCAGUGGUCCUCCGCCUGGGACCCACAUUUCUGCUGCCCUUUCCUGCCUCUCAUCCACGUCCUGUCCUUCUCGAGGGAGAGGCCUGGCCGCCUCUGCAGGCUGGUGUCUCCAGGAAGGCGGGUGUGCGUGAGGAGCAGAGGCACCAGCUCUCCUGCCUCCUGCCCGG
Rhinopithecus roxellana (golden snub-nosed monkey) is the source of this 1599-nucleotide messenger RNA. Its product is annotated as mastin-like. Gene Ontology annotation, biological process: proteolysis. Gene Ontology annotation, molecular function: serine-type endopeptidase activity. NCBI's taxonomy places the organism in Eukaryota, Metazoa, Chordata, Mammalia, Primates, Cercopithecidae. The coding region runs from base 490 to 1362 and encodes 290 amino acids. The record is from RefSeq and is a predicted model, not a curated record. The transcript has 8 exons.